UAGCAGGUAUAAAGCCCUGGCUAAGCCAGAAGAGCUGAAGCAAACCUCAUCGAGGCCAUUCUUCGUCCCCGAGGUCGAGAAUGCUGCGCAAAUCCUUCGCGGUUUGAGCCUCGCGGCUCUCCGUUUCCAGCGCCCAGCGUGGACACGUUCCCGCGCUUUCAGGCGUGAGGGGUCAGAGGGCGCUUCGCCGCGCAGGCGCAGACCCAGGUCGCAGCUGCGAUGGGCGAGGCAGACGGCGCUGAGGAGGCUUGCAGGCACUUGGGAGCUAAAGAAGAAUUUGUUAAAGUCAGAAAGAAGGACCUGGAGCGACUGACAACUGAAGUGAUGCAAAUACGGGACUUCUUACCCAGAAUACUAAAUGGGGAGGUACUGGAAAGCUUCCAGAAAUUAAAGAUUGUAGAAAAAAACCUGGAAAGGAAAGAGCAAGAAUUAGAGCAGCUGAAAAUGGAUUGUGAGCACUUUAAAGCCCGCCUGGAGACCGUGCAGGCUGACAGCAUGAGAGAAAAGAAGGAGAAACUGGCUCUUCGACAGCAGCUGAAUGAAGCGAAGCAGCAACUCCUACAACAGGCAGAGUAUUGUACAGAGAUGGGAGCAGCAGCCUGUACCCUCUUGUGGGGUGUCUCCAGCAGUGAGGAGGUCGUCAAAGCUAUUUUGGGAGGAGAUAAAGCUCUGAAAUUUUUCAACAUUACUGGCCAAACAAUGGAGAGUUUUGUGAAGUCACUGGAUGGUGAUGUCAAAGAGCUUGAUUCAGAUGAAAAUCAGUUUGUUUUUGCUUUGGCUGGAAUUGUAACAAAUGUUGCUGCCAUAGCGUGUGGUCGUGAAUUCUUGGUUAAUUCAAGUCGGGUCCUGUUGGAUACCAUAUUGCAGCUUCUGGGAGAUUUGAAGCCAGGACAGUGUACUAAACUCAAAGUGUUAAUGCUGAUGUCCCUGUACAAUGUGAGCAUCAAUUUGAAAGGCUUGAAAUAUAUCAGCGAGAGUCCAGGAUUCAUCCCUUUGCUGUGGUGGCUUUUGAGUGAUCCAGACGCAGAGGUAUGUCUCCAUGUACUGCGGCUUGUGCAGUCUGUGGUUCUGGAGCCGGAAGUCUUCUCCAAGUCGGCUUCUGAGUUCCGAAGCUCCCUGCCCCUGCAGCGGAUCCUGGCGAUGUCCAAGAGCCGCAACCCUCACCUGCAGACUGUGGCUCAGGAGCUCCUGGAAGAUCUCCGUGCUCUGGAGCAUGACGUGUAGGUGCCCUUAGUGAAAAUGCCAGUGUCCCUUCCCCUCCCCAGUUUCCUCAUUUUGUAUUCCAAAACCAUCACCAUGUGCUAUAUGUUAGAGAUAGCAAAAUGUGACUGACUAGAGAUGGAUGUGAAUUGCUGUGUCCCACGUAACUUCCUCCUGAAGCUGAAAGGACUUUUGAAUGGUUGGUUAAUCUUGCCAAAGAGGAGACCUUUAAAAAAUCCAUCCUUCUGGAAAGGUCCAUGUCUGUGCUACCUGGAAGAGAGCUUUCUUAGAGCAGCUCCUUGCUACUCAGCAGACCAUCCCUGACCUGUAGUUUUAUCUAUAAAAAUUGGAGAUUAAAUAACCAUCUACCCCAUCAGUCAGCAUUUUCCUGAGAUGCACUUUGACAAACAGCUCAUUCUCUGGUAAUUGUAAUUAAUUCCCCCAAAAUGCAAGUUUACUUUUAUAACCUUUCAGUGAACCUGCUACUUCAAAU
This is a messenger RNA of Carlito syrichta (Philippine tarsier), 1693 nucleotides long. It is a transcript of the gene HSF2BP, whose product is annotated as heat shock transcription factor 2 binding protein. Lineage: Eukaryota; Metazoa; Chordata; Mammalia; Primates; Tarsiidae. The coding region runs from base 220 to 1224 and encodes 334 amino acids. The transcript has 8 exons. The record is from RefSeq and is a predicted model, not a curated record. Gene Ontology annotation, cellular component: cytosol.